Molecule: messenger RNA, 902 nt
Organism: Oryza brachyantha (malo sina)
Lineage: Eukaryota; Viridiplantae; Streptophyta; Magnoliopsida; Poales; Poaceae
Exons: 3
Coding region: 39-674 (211 amino acids)
Cellular component (GO): endomembrane system
Source: RefSeq, a predicted model, not a curated record
CGUACAAGACGAGCAAAAAUUUUUUUUUUUCUGAGAAUAUGAUGAGUCGAACAAUACAGGUUUUCCUCCACAGUAGGUGGAAUCUGGAAUAUAACAGGGCUUGUGAGCUUGUCCCCCUCGGCUCCUCUGGGCGAGGCGACGCGCGCGCGCCGGAGCUUCCAGCGGCGUGGGCGGCGGCGGUGCAACUCGUCCCCCCCUGUGGCGUCUCCUUCCCCGCCCCUGCCCCGACCGGCGGUGGCCAGGCGCCGCGGCGGUGGGCGCUUUCAUUGCAGGUGACGGCGGCGGCGGCCUCUGUCCCGGUCGAAUCCCAUAGAGUCAUUAUGGCAGCUAGACGCACUGUUCGAGGGUAUGCUCCUCUUCCUACAGAGAACAGGCAUGACAACAGCCUAAAUGAUGAUGUUGACCUUCAGUUCGCCUACACCCCAAAAUCCUUCAGAAAAAUCCCGUGGAAGUCAAUUGCCUUGGCACUAUUCCUUCUCCUGCUAGGAAGUUCUCUACUCUCCCUUUCAUAUUUCAUAUUCACAGGUCACAUAGAAGGUGAUAACUCUCAGGCCUAUGGUCUCUUAUUCCUGGGUAUCCUUGCCUUUCUUCCUGGGUUUUAUGAGACUCGAGUUGCUUACUAUUCUUGGAGAGGAGCUCCAGGGUACACCUUUGCAUCCAUUCCAGAUUAUUAACCUUUUUUCAUUGUCUCGCCGAGGGGGGCAGUGAAGAUAAUGAAAAUGAACAAAAGCUUGAAACUUCAAUCAGGAAAUAGGAAUCAGAUGAGUUCUUGCUUUUAAUACUACUAACAUGCCAGCAUGUAAAUGAAGUCACCUGCUGAUUGCUAUGGUCACCUAAUGGUAUUAUUUCACCAGGCAUCACUAAUGCUUGCAUUAGAUAAAAUGCAAAAUCUUGUUCUUGCU